Messenger RNA from Klebsormidium nitens, 2106 nucleotides. Lineage: Eukaryota; Viridiplantae; Streptophyta; Klebsormidiophyceae; Klebsormidiales; Klebsormidiaceae. The record is from the annotation of a GenBank genome assembly.
AUGCCAAUUGACCGGUGGCGGGCGCAGGCGGCAGAAACCUACGGCACGGCGCUGAUCACGGGGUUCCUCAAGAAGAAGAAGAGGAAGCUGCCGGAGACGCCGGCGUUCGCAAAGCGGUACAAGCUGGAGCCGCCGGCGCCAAAAGUUGCGGUAACCCCAACAACCCCUCCGGUGCGAAGCUCUCCUAGGAAGCGGCAGACGGUCGCGGAAGAAGGGGGUGGGGCCCUGGCUUCCACCCCUAACGUGCUGGGGGUGGAAGAAACCGAGAAGACGAUCUCGGCAGGCGCCCUCCUCCAACUUCGGCGAGAGGGCCUCGCGAACGACCCGUGGGCCCAACACCCAGACACGGACGAGCUGGAGGACGACAGCUGGCUGCAAGAGGCGUUGGGGUCGACACGCUACCCCUUGAGAAACCGGAGGGGGAGAGCAGAACCCCACAGCCCGGUCAAAUGGUUUAGCCUGUGGUUGGACCCGCUGGGGGACAUCCCGGGGUUCGACAACGAAGACGAAUGGUACGAGCGGGUGCCGGUAGACGUGUCCCAGCUGGAAGGUGGGGGUGCGAAGCCGGAAGGAGCACUUGAGAAAGAAAAAAUUGAAAAGGAGAGCACGUCGAAACCCGAGCGGACGCGCGAGGAGAGCCCGGACAGAACCGAGACGCGCGGAGAGUCCCAGUGGGAGAGUCGGGUGCGCAGCACAAGCGAGACGGUGUCCGGCCUGCCACGAACAUGGCAAGGCCCGCCGGCACCUGAAGAAGGAGCUGGGGGGGAGCUGGUCACGAGGCAAAGGCUGAGUACGCCGGCUACAGAGGGGCGGAGUCAGGCUGGGGACGAGCAGACGUCGCCGGCAAAAGAGACGGCCCUUGUUGAUGAGAUGGAAGAGGAGUUCCCAAGGGAGGGGCAGGCGCAAGCGGAACCAGACGGGGAGGACCCGGGAGGGGGAGACGAGCUGGAGGAAGAAGCGGCGAGGGGCAGCGAUCCGAAAGGGGAGGACCUAGACGGAGACGAAGCGAUGGCAAGGGGUGAGCCAGCCGGGGAGGGUCGGGGAAAAGUACCGCCGGCGCAACCAGGGGCUCACGAGCAAGUGCAGAGAGAUGCAGGACCAAGUGCAGGAGGUGCGCCGCCGCCGCCGCUAGUACCGGCGCGGCAUAGGCGCAGGCUCACAAUCGCCAUGAUGCUUUGCAAGAGCCUGAAAGCGGCGAAGCACCGGCGGCGGGGCCACCUGACGGCGGAUCUGCUAGAGGACCAGUUGGCGUACGUUGAGGCGCACUGGCCGGUCAGCAUCCAGUUCGAAUGGGGAGUGCCAGAAGCCCCGGGCCCCUACCCGCCAGAGUGCGAGCAAGAUCCGCACUUCUCCCAUCCCGAAUCCCACACUAGCCGCUACAUGUACAGACGCCUCGGGUGCGAACCGCUGCCGGAGUGGGAGGUGUACUACCCGCCGGGGCACGUGCCCGAGGGGCUGCGGGUGCAUCCACCGCCGCCGCCACCGCCUCCACCGGCACAAAUGGCAGUCGCUUUCAAGGGGGCCGCGUCCUACCUCGAACUGGUAGAGCCCACGGCGCGCGCCCUGCUGGCGCAAGAGAUGAAGGGCCUACUAGCGUUCCGCAGGGACCGGCGGCUGGAGAGAGUAAAGGCGCCGGUGAUCCGAACGGAGGAGCGCAGGGUGUGGGUGAACGGCAAGCCGCUAACGGGGACAUCCAUCCUCGACACGGGAGCGAUGCCGUUGCUGAUCGGGAAGAAGGGGAUGAAGCAGCUCGGAUGGGGCAAAGAAGACAUCAUCCCUGACGGCGUGACGCUGGGGCUGGCGGACGGGAAGUCCCUCGAGCCAUUCCCCCUCACCCGAGAGCCAGUGGAGUUCGUUUUCAACAAGGGGACCUCAGCGGAGACCUCAAUCCGGGCGCGCGCAGUCGUGACGCAGGCGCCGUACGACUUUCUUGUGGGCAACGUUGUGUUGUGGUCAAUGGGAAUGGUCAUCAAUGCGUGGCGGGAGCAAGUGCGGUACCGAGUGGGGUGGCGCCAAGGCAGAGAGCGCGCGGGCGAGGCAGAGGGCUAUUUCCCGGUUGACUACGAGCGUAACGUGGGCAUGGGCACGCUCUCGCCGGCUUUCUAG